AUGCUAUAGGGCCGUCAGGCAUUCGAUAGCUCGGUAGUAGUCAGCUGAUGGCAAAAUGGAAUUAAACCCUUCCUGUGAUACGUCGCGAGAUCGAUCGUAAUUCUCGUGAGUGACCGUGAAACUCCUUAAUAAUCGUCGAUUCGUAAUCUCCGCGCCUUCUACUCCGAUUCCCGUGGCAGGAAUUCGGAGAGCAUCCAGUUACUUUUUGUACUACUUAUACGAAGUGAGUCUGACGGGAACAAAAUGCCUUUAAGUACAGACAUAUCUACAGCCCUCCAUUUGUUGGAGCACGUUCAGGAAAGGGUGGAGGAUUGCGAUGACCCGAAGUUGCAGAUGCACACGACUCAGGACAUAAGAUCCUUGAUCUCACUGUUGGAGGAUCCAGUGUUCCGCAGCAUAGUCACUAUCCAAGAUUCCCUGAUCGAAUUAAAUACCCAACUUGGUCAGCAUCCGUCUAUUAUUCCUGGGGAUUUCGAUAUCAAUAUUAGUGGGCAAUUGGAACUUUCGGUUCCCACUACUCCGCUGCAAGCGCUUGGAUCGAAUGUCUAUCAAGAUUUAUAUCAGGACAGCAGUGAAAUAGAAGAUCAGAGGGUCCCGGUUGCACCACUGGUGCACAGCAGCAGCGAAGACACUAGUAAUCAGGUUACAAGUCCGAGUCUCGCAUCGGAAGUGAUGGGAAUGCCUCCAAUUACAACAACGACGUAUGCAAAUGAAUUCAAGAAAGUGAUCGAAGCUGCUGCGAGAGGUCGACAAAUAUUCACUGUGCAGUUGUACAAGCCAGAGGGUACCAGUUUGGGAUUCAGCGUGGUCGGUCUUCGCACUAAGGACAAGGGAGAGCUGGGCAUAUUCUUGCAGGAGAUACAACCGAACGGGAUAGCUGGCUGGUGAGUCAAAUGAAACUGUUUUUAU
Ceratina calcarata is the source of this 909-nucleotide messenger RNA. Its product is annotated as patj homolog. The coding region runs from base 244 to 888 and encodes 214 amino acids. Gene Ontology annotation, molecular function: protein binding. NCBI's taxonomy places the organism in Eukaryota, Metazoa, Arthropoda, Insecta, Hymenoptera, Apidae. The record is from RefSeq and is a predicted model, not a curated record. The transcript has 5 exons.